AUGGUUGCUCUUAGUAAGCUUGCCUGGGGAGUGGCACAAAAGCAAGACAACUUAUGGGUGAAGUGGGUACAUGGAGUCUACAUUAAAGAUUCAAACUGGGCCAGUUAUACUGCCCCUACCCAUGCCAGCUGGGCAUGGAAGUAUAUCUGUCAAGCAAAAAACAUGAUGACUGAGAAGAUUAAUGGUAGCCAGUGGCUCAUAAAUGGCCAAUUUAGCAUCAAGCAAUAUUACCAGAUAUUACUGAAGGGCAGCAGACAAGUAAACUGGGCUAGAUAUCUCUGGAAUAGGUACUCUAUUCCUAAACACAGACUAAUUAUGUGGUUGGCCAUUCAGAACAGACUCAAAACCAGGCAAAGAUUAAAGCAAAUGAAGAUAUGUAUGGAUGACCAAUGCUUGCUUUGUCAACAACAACCUGAAACUAUCACUCACUUGCUAUUUGAGUGUAAAUUUAGUGAGCUGUGUAUCUCACAGGUGCUGCAAUGGCUUGGAGUUACAUGGAGACCAAGAAACUUGACCCAGCCAUGCAGAUGGACAAUGAACAGAUAUAAAGGAAAUAGGACUAGGAAAAUGGUCUUGCUAGCAGCAAUAGCUGCUACUGUUUAUGUUAUUUGGAGAAACAGGAACUCUGCUCACUGGGAUCAGAUGAUAAUGACUAUUAGCAAAGCAGUGCAGGAAACCAAAAUGAAUGUAAAACUGAGAAUUACUCAGAUUCUUAGUGCUAAGGUUACAGAAAUUGAUAGGAGAUGGAUUGAAGAUUUGUAA
This is a messenger RNA of Beta vulgaris subsp. vulgaris (sugar beet), 762 nucleotides long. RefSeq lists its product as uncharacterized. The coding region runs from base 1 to 762 and encodes 253 amino acids. NCBI's taxonomy places the organism in Eukaryota, Viridiplantae, Streptophyta, Magnoliopsida, Caryophyllales, Amaranthaceae. The record is from RefSeq and is a predicted model, not a curated record. The transcript has a single exon.